GUCGAAUAGUUCUGACUCCAUCUUGUGUCGUCGGAUCAGAAGGAAGGAUAUAAAAGCUGACCAGGGGGCAGCUCAGAGACCAACUGGCUGGUACUGGUUUCUCUCUCUGACUGAGUCAAGUCCAGAAGAUGGAGGUUUGUGUGAAGAAAGAGCACGAAGCAGAGUCUCCAGGACCCAGCUGUCUGUCUAUGAGGAGUGACCAGUCUAAAGACCAACCUGUUGCUUUCUGUAAAGAACCUGGAGCUUCAGACAAAACGUACACGAAAUGGAGUAAAGACAAACUAACCAAUGGCAGCCUGGAAAUAAAACGUAAUGUUGUGUCUGCAUUUUUACAGAUGAUAUACGUGAUCAAGUGCGAGCAGCCUUAUAUUCUUGUAUUACAUUUGGGUUUCAGAGGACACCACCACAGACAAACGUCAGAACCUUCAGUAUCCAGCUGUGUGUCUUUGAAGAGUGUCUGGUCUAAAGAAGCACCUCUGGUAUUUAACCAUGGACCUGGAUAAUCUGAAACUAAAGGGAGAAAGAGGAGCUGUGUCUAUGUGGAUGACCAGGUGUCCUCCUGUGCUUUGUGUCAGGAUGCCCUGAAGGAUCCAGUCUCUUCCAGCUGUGGUCACUGGUUCUGCAGACAGUGCAUCAGCUCAUACUGGGAAGGGUUUGCUUCAUCACGACACCUUUCCUGCCCCCAGUGUGGAAAAACAUCCAGAAGCAGAGCUGGACAGCAGACAACCAAUCAGGGCAGCUGUGUAUAUGAUGUUGGUCUGCAGGAGGUUCUAGAGGAACAUAAGAUCAGUCUGAGGAGGAGAUGUGAAUGUGUGACUGAAGGAAUUGAUGAAACAGGAAGUAGAACCCUCCUCAACAGGAUCUACACUGAUCUCUACAUCACAGAGGGACAGAGUGAAGAGGUUAAUAUCCAACAUGAGGUGAAGCAGCUGGAGACAGCUUCCAAGUACCAGAACCUCCAUGACUCUCCAAUCAGGUGCCACGACAUCUUUAAACCCUUACCUGACCAGCAUGGACCCAUCAGAGUGGUUCUGACCAUCGGCGUCGCUGGUGUUGGAAAAACCUUCUCAGUGCAGAAGUUCACUCUGGACUGGGCAGAGGGCUUGGAGAACCAAGAUGUCAGUGUGGUGGUUCUGCUUUCAUUCAGGGAGCUGAACUUGAUCAGAGAGGAGCAGCACAGUCUUCUCACGCUGCUCCAUGUUUUCCAUCCAACACUCCAGAAGCUCCCAGCAGAGAAGCUGUCUGUCUAUAAACUUCUCUUCAUCUUUGAUGGUCUGGAUGAAACCAGACUUUCUCUGGACUUCAACAACAGUCUGCUUGUUUCUGAUGUCACCCAGAAGUCAUCAGUCAACGUUCUGCUGACAAACCUCAUCAAGGGGAACCUGCUGCCCUCGGCUCUCGUCUGGAUAACUUCCAGACCUGCAGCGGCCAAUCAGAUCCCUCCUUCAUGUGUUGCCAGGCUAACAGAAGUACGAGGCUUCACUGACGCCCAGAAGGAGGAGUACUUCAGGAGGAGGUUCAGUGAUGAAGAGCUGUCCAGCAGAAUCAUCUCCCACAUCAAGACCUCCAGGAGCCUCCACAUCAUGUGUGGAAUCCCAGUCUUCUGCUGGAUCACUGCUACAGUUCUGGAGAACAUGUUGACCACAGAGCAGAAAGGAGAACUGCCCAAGACCAUGACUGACAUGUACUCACACUUCCUGCUGGUUCGGACAAAGAGGAAGAAGAACAAGUACCAUGAAGGACAUGAGAGGAGUCCACAGGAGCUGAUGAAAGCUGACAGGAAAGUUCUUCUGAAGCUGGGGAGGCUGGCAUUUGAACAUCUGGAGAAAGGAAACAUCAUGUUCUACCAAGAAGACCUGGAGCAGUGUGGUCUAGAUGUCACAGAGGCCUCGGUGUACUCAGGAGUUUGUACAGAGAUCUUCAAAAGAGAGAAUUUGAUCUUCCAGAAACCAGUCUACUGCUUUGUUCAUCUGAGCAUCCAGGAAUUUCUGGCUGCAGUCAACAUGUUCCACUGUUUCACCAACAGGAACAUAGAGGUGAUGGAGAACUUCCUGGGAGAAGAUUACAUUUACUCAUCUUUAGAUGACCUCAUAAAAUUAGUGAUGGAGAAAUCCCUCACCAGUAUAAAUGGCCAUCUGGACCUGUUUGUCCGCUUCCUUCAUGGCCUCUCUGUGGAGUCCAACCAGAGACUCUUAGGAGGCCUGCUGGGUCAGAUGGAGAACAGUCCAGAAACCAUCCAGAGAAUUAUCAACAAUCUGAAAUACAUGAAUAAUGAUAGAGUUUCUCCAGAUAGAAGCAUCAACAUUUUCCACUGUCUGAUGGAAAUGAAGGAUCUUUCAGUUUAUCAGGAGGUCCAAGUGUUCCUGAAGUCAGAGAGCAAAUCAGAGAAGAAACUGUCAGAGAUUCACUGCUCGGCUUUAGCCUACAUGCUGCAGAUCUCAGAUGAGGUUCAGGAUACAUUUGAUCUAUGCCAGUACAAGACAACAGCAGGUGGUUACCUGAGACUAAUACCAGCUGUGAGAAACUGUAAACGGCUUUGUAAAUUUGCUGACUGUCGACUCUCAGAGACUCACUGUGAAGUUGUGGCUGCAACUCUGAAAUCCAACCCCUCCCUUCUGGUUCAGCUGGAUCUGAGUAAGAAUUAUGACCUGAAGGAUUCUGGAGUGAAGCAUCUCUGUGCUGGACUCGCAAGUCCUAACUGUAGACUAGAGAGUCUGAGACUUGAGUGCUGCAGUUUAUCAGGGAUCAGUUGUUCUUAUCUGGGCUCAGCUCUGAACUCUAAAUCCUCCUGCCUGAAAGAGUUAGAUCUAAGUGACAACUGCCAACUGCAGGACUCUGGAUUGAAGAACCUGUGUGGGUUUCUUCAGAGUCCAAUUUGCAAACUGGAAACUCUGAGACUGAAGGACUGCAGUUUGUCACAGGCUGGUUGUGUUUUUCUGGUUGCAACUCUGAAGUCCAACCCCUCCCAUCUAAGAGAACUCGACCUGAGUUAUAACAACCUGCAGGAUUCUGGAGUGAAGGAGCUUUGUGGAGUUCUUGAAAAUCAAAACAGCAGGAUAGAAAUGUUGAGGUUGUGCUGGUGCAGUUUGUCGGAUAUCAGCUGUGCUUCUCUGGUCUCAGCUCUGAAGUUCAACCCCUCCCAUCUGACAGAACUGGACCUGAGGGAGAACAACCUGAAGGAUCCAGAUGUUAAGCAACUACUGAACCUUGUGGAGAGUCCAAACUACAAACUGGAGACUCUGAGAUGGAAGUGAUGACACUCAACAGGACAGUGGUUGUCUUAAGAGUGAAUGACAUCUGUUCUGAUGAUCUAGAGAUGAAACCUGCAAAUGACCACAGAAUAAACCACAAUCAUGAUGAAGUGUAGCACUAUUUCAGCUAAGUUUUUUUAUUGUCAAAUGUAUGGUUAAACCUUUUUUACAUCGAUGCUUGUGUAUGGUCAUGUAUUUCUUUUUUAAAUAAAUAAAACAUAAAAAUUGUAAUCAAGGAAAAUUAUGCACAUGUUAAGGAGUUGGCAAAUUAAUUCAAAUAAAAGAUUUUUUGCAUCA
Molecule: messenger RNA, 3548 nt
Organism: Girardinichthys multiradiatus
Lineage: Eukaryota; Metazoa; Chordata; Actinopteri; Cyprinodontiformes; Goodeidae
Product: NLR family CARD domain-containing protein 3-like
Exons: 10
Molecular function (GO): protein binding
Source: RefSeq, a predicted model, not a curated record